AUGGACGCUCGCCAACAGUCUCGUAAACAGGUUGAAUACUUGAUGCUGAAGAAGCCUCCUAUUGGCAAUGAACAGGGCGAUGACACCACAGAAGAACCAUCGGAAUAUCAUAUCUCAAAACAAAAGAAAUCGUUUGAUUACUCCAAUUAUGUCAAUAAUAAGCGUCUUCAACUCAAUAAACAACAGCAAACCCAAUUAAAGGCCAGAACCAUAACAGAAUCUCAACAGUAUGAAACCCAGAAGAAAUCAAAACAACAGCAAUUACAAGCCAAAGCUGAAAAGAAUAAAGCCAUUAGGAAAGCCAGAAGAAGAAUGAAACAAUCUUCCAAGGGCAAUGCAAAACCAGACCGCAAAGAAGAAAAGAUACAAUAA
Messenger RNA from Lizanozyma spartinae, 372 nucleotides. RefSeq lists its product as uncharacterized. The transcript has 2 exons. The record is from RefSeq and is a predicted model, not a curated record. NCBI's taxonomy places the organism in Eukaryota, Fungi, Ascomycota, Pichiomycetes, Serinales, Debaryomycetaceae. The coding region runs from base 1 to 372 and encodes 123 amino acids.